CGCCCGGGCGCAGGGCCCGGCCCCGGCUGCAGCCCCGGCCGGGUGGGGCGCGGGGGCGGCGCCGCGAGAGAGACUCGCCGCAGCCGAGGCAGGAAAUCGCCGCCCGGAGGAAGCGGCCGCGGGGCCGGGGCCGGGGGAUCGGGGCCCAGCUGGGACCGGAGAGACCCCCCCCCCAGCCAGCUCCGGGGGUCUGUGCAGCUGAGCCCGGCAGGGUCCCCCCCACCCAGCCCGCCGGGCCUUCGGGGCAGCCCCGGCCCUGCUCUCCCCCGCGGGAGAGGGGCAGGGGUUGGGGGGUUCGCUGCUGCCCCUCGGGGGUCUCCCUCCCUUUGCCGGGCGCAGGGAAGGGGCCCGGCUGGAUCCCGGCAGCCGCCAGGACGCAGGAGGGGAGCCCCCAGGGGCGGUGAGGGGGGGGACACGCCCGGGGAGCCCCCAUGGGCGACGCUCUGACCAUCUGCCCCGACUGCGGGAAGAGCUUCCGCCAGCACUCGUACCUGGUCACCCACCGGCGCGUCCACACCGGGGAGCGGCCCUACAGCUGCGCCCAGUGCGGCCGGGGCUUCUCCCAGCGCUCCAGCCUCAUCCGGCACCGCCGCACCCACACGGGCGAGAGGCCCUACCGGUGCCCCGACUGCGGCAAGGCCUUCGCCCUCAGCGCCUCCCUCCUGGCCCACCAGCGCACCCACACCGGGGAGCGCCCCUACGGCUGCGCCCAGUGCGGACGGGGGUUCAGCCAGCGCUCGGCUCUGGUCACCCACCAGCGCACCCACACCGGGGAGAGACCCUACCAGUGCCCCGACUGCGGGAAGAGCUUUGCCAUCCGCUCCCACUGCACCGCUCACCAGAGGACCCACGGGGAUCCAGGCGGGGAGCCCCCCUACCGGUGCCCCCAGUGUGGGGAGGGCUUCCGGCUCCGCACGCGGUUCCUGCAUCACCGGCGCAGCCAUGCGGGCGGCAAACCCCACCGCUGCCCCGACUGCGGGAAAGGAUUCUCCCGCAACUUCCUGCUCAAGACGCACCGGCGGAUCCACACCGGGGAGCGGCCCUACCCCUGCCCCGACUGCGGGCGCCGCUUCCGGCAGAGCUCCCACCUCACCCACCACCGGGCCACCCACACCGGGGAGCGGCCCUACCGCUGCAGCCGCUGCGGGGAUGCCUUUCCCUGCAGCUCGGAGCUCUACCUGCACUACCGUACCCACACCGGGGAGCGGCCCUACCAGUGCCACGACUGUGGGCGCAGCUACACCACCAACGGCAGCCUGCGGCGGCACCGGGCCAGCCACGGCCUGGGCUAGGGCUGCAGCUGGCUCGGCCCAGGGGCACCCUCCUGGGCAAGGGGCUGCAUCUUUCUGCCUCUAGGCAUGGCCUUUCUGGCUGUUUGCUGGAUGGCUUGUACUGGGGAAGAGAGCUAGGGACGGGUUAUAGGGGGCUCGUUCCAGGAGAGAGAAGGAACACAGGGAGGGAUCGAUGGGUCAUACAGGUCUAGAGCUGGGUCAUACCUGUUAGACUGUGAAAAGCAGCUCCGCUCCAUCUUCCGCUCCUGGUCCCGAAGAUGAGGUUUUCAAAAUGAUCUGAAGUGUGCGUGUAUUUUUCCAAGCACCUUGAAAUAGAGCGUGAGUGUGUCUGUCUGUUCUUAGAUGCAGAUCUGUGUUCUGGGGCUCAAUAGAACAAUCAGCUGACCCACAAAUUGUGCCAGCAGGGGAUGCAAUGUUGGUAGGCCCUGGUGGCAGGUAUCAGGUGACAAUGACAGACCUCCUUAGCGCCACUUAGGGAGUAGAGAGAGCCGCCGAGAAAGGAAGCGACUGCCAGGAGACAUGGCGGGUCAGAGCUGAGCUGGUUGCAAGCACCGAGCCCUAGGAGAUCGGCCUGGGUUGGAGUCAGCAAGUCAAGAGAAGGAGGUGGGAGCAUGACCCUGAGAGGGAGCAGAGGCAGAGAUUCUUGGUCACAGAGCCCACUGGAGGGGCAAAGGUGGGGAUUGUGCUGCGGGGAAACUGCCGACUGUUUCUUUUCUGCGGCGUAUAGGGAAACAGGGUCCUGUGGGCAUUCUUUGUAAAUAAACACCAUCACACCUGGAAUAGACCUGCCUUGUCUCAGCGAGGUGCUGUCCACAGAGGAACAGCCUUGCAAGGCCCUGGCUAUUGGCUAAGAGCUCAGGCCGGAAGGUUACAGGGUAUGGGCACGAUACCUUGCCCCAGAUUAAUCCUGAAUCAGUCAGUCCCUUGGGAAGAGAGCAGCAUGAGCCUGAAGCAGCACAGAUCUGCCCCCAUCUGGACCCCAGGCGGGGUGGACCAAUGUUCUAGGGUGGUCCAGAGAAUCUUCUUUCUAGCUGCCUGGCCGGUGGGUCUUGCUCGCAUGCUGAGGAAUGACCGAUUAGGGGUCAGGAAGGAAUUUCCCCCCCAGGACAGAUUGGCUGGGGCCGUGGGUGGGGUGGUUGUCAACUUCCCAUGCAGCAAGGGGUGCAGGUGGCCAGCUGUUGAACAUCUGGGCAUAGAAUUAUAGAGUUGUAGGGCUGAAAGGGACCUCAAGAGGUCAUCAAGACUAGCCGCCUGUGCUGAUGCGGGACCAAGACCAUCCCUGACAGGUGUCUGUGUAACCUACUCUUGAAAACCUCCAGUGACGGGGAUUCCACAACUUCCCGGGGCAAACCUGUUCUCUCACUUCACUACCCUGAGAAUUAGGAAGUUUUUCCUUAUCACUAACCUACAUCUCCCUGGCUGCAGAAUGAGCCCAUUAUUUCGUGUCCUACUUCCGGUGGACAUGAAAAACGAUUGAUCCCUGUCCUCCUUAUCACAGCCCUUAACAUAUUUGAAGACUGUUACCAGGUCCCCCCUCUGUCUUCUUUUCCCAAGAGUAACAUGCCUGUUUUUUUUUUUUUUUUUUUUUAACUUUUCCUCCUAGGUCAGGUUCUCUGAAUCUUUUAUCAUUUUUGUUCCUCUCCUCUGGACUCUCUCCAAUUUGGCCACAUCUUUCCUGAAGUGCGGUGCCCAGAGCUGGACACAGUGCUCCAGCUGAGAUCUCAUCAGUGCUGAGGAGAGCAGGACAUUUACCUUCCAUGCCUUACAUACAGCAUUCCUGGUAAUACACCCCAGAAUGAUACUAGCCUUUUUUGCAGAGGCAUCCCAUGGUUGACUCAUAGUCAAUUUGUGACCCACUGUAACCCUCCUUUUCAGCAGCAUUGCCACCUAGCCAGUUCCCCAUUUUGUAGUUGUUCUUUUGAUUUUUCCCUCCUAAAUAAAGAACUUUGCACUUCUCGGUA
Caretta caretta (loggerhead turtle) is the source of this 3253-nucleotide messenger RNA. RefSeq lists its product as uncharacterized. The record is from RefSeq and is a predicted model, not a curated record. Gene Ontology annotation, biological process: negative regulation of transcription by RNA polymerase II; regulation of immune system process; regulation of cytokine production. Lineage: Eukaryota; Metazoa; Chordata; Testudines; Cheloniidae. Gene Ontology annotation, cellular component: nucleoplasm. Gene Ontology annotation, molecular function: RNA polymerase II cis-regulatory region sequence-specific DNA binding; DNA-binding transcription repressor activity, RNA polymerase II-specific.